This is a messenger RNA of Cololabis saira (Pacific saury), 2361 nucleotides long. Its product is annotated as deleted in malignant brain tumors 1 protein-like. NCBI's taxonomy places the organism in Eukaryota, Metazoa, Chordata, Actinopteri, Beloniformes, Belonidae. Gene Ontology annotation, cellular component: membrane. The transcript is spliced from 9 exons. The record is from RefSeq and is a predicted model, not a curated record.
AUGGUGUUCUUCACCACCCUGCCCAUGGGCCAGAGACAACAAAGGAGGGGGUUGUCUGGGAUCAGAAAGAACCUUCUAGACCAGCAUCAUGGUAAAGCGCUGUGUUCGGGCUCCUCACUCACUUCACGUCGGUAUCACUUUGUUAAUGAGUCAAAGAACUGGACUGAAGCUCAGAGUUACUGCAGAGAAAACCACGCAGAUCUGGCUACCGUGGAGACCAGGAUGGAUGCGGAGAUGUUGAACAGACUGGCACAUUUAAGCAAGGCAGGAUCUGGCAAAGUAGCCUGGAUCGGUUUCUACCGUGAUGCAGACUGGAGAUGGUCCAUGUUGGUCAGAGAUUUCUACAAAAGCAAUGAGGUGGAGUUCAGAAAUUGGGCACCUGGAGAUGUAAACAGCAUUCAGGGCAUCCCUCCACAAGAGCAGUGUGGAAGGAUGGAUGAUUCUGGGCAGUGGUGGAGUGCUCCAUGUCAGUGGUCCUUUACAGCUGUCUGCUCUGACAUCAGAGACAGGAAUUUGACAUUUGUCUACAUCAACAUCACCAUGAGCUGGACUGUGGCUCAGCGCUACUGCAGAGAACACCACACAGACCUGGCCAGUGUCAGAGACAUGACAGAUAACCAGAAGAUAAAGGAGAUUAUACCUGCAGGAGGACUUGUCUGGAUUGGUAUUUUCAGAGGCUUCUGGAGGUGGUCGGAUGGCUUUGAGCCCACAUUUGAGUACUGGCAAAAAGGACAACCCACCAAUGGUUCAGAGAACUGUGCUGCAGCAGACUUUGAUGAUUUUGGAAAAUGGGACGGCUCGACCUGUGAUGUUAAAAGGGUAUUUUUUUGCAACCGAGAUUUACCACUCAGAUUAUCAGGUCGAAGUCAUUGCUCUGGAAGAGUGGAAAUCUUUAAGGAAGACUCCUGGGGAACCGUCUGUGAUGACAACUGGGACAUAGAUGAUGCCUCAGUGGUUUGUAGACAGCUGGGUUGUGGGCCAGCCAAGAGUUAUCUAGGAUCGGCAUACUUUGGUGAAGGAACUGGACCCAUCUGGCUGGAUAAUGUUGGCUGUUCAGGAAGUGAAAGUAGUCUGUCCGAGUGUCUCCAUAAUGGAUUUGGGAAACACAACUGUGGCCAUCAUGAGGAUGCUGGUGUCAUUUGUAACGAUCCCCCAAUCAGAUUAUCUGGACCAAACCGGUGCUCUGGAAGAGUGGAAGUAUGGAAUGAAGGCUCAUGGGGAACCGUCUGUGAUGACAGCUGGGACAUAGAUGAUGCCUCAGUGGUUUGUAGACAGCUGGGUUGUGGGCCAGCACAGAGUUUACUUCCAUCGGCACACUUUGGUGAAGGAACUGGACCCAUCUGGCUGGAUGAUGUUGCCUGUUCAGGAAAUGAAAGCAGUCUGUCUCAGUGUCCCCACAGUGGAUUUGGUAAACAUAACUGUGGCCAUAAUGAGGAUGCUGGUGUGAAUUGUUCAGAUUUCCAGAUCAGAUUAUCCGGACCAAACCGGUGCUCUGGAAGAGUGGAAAUCUUGAAUGAAGGUUUAUGGGGAACCGUUUGUAAUGACAGCUGGGACAUAGAUGAUGCCUCAGUGGUCUGUAGACAGCUGGGUUGUGGGCCAGCACAGAGUUUACUUCCAUCGGCACACUUUGGUGAAGGAACUGGACCCAUCUGGCUGGAUAAUGUGACCUGUUCAGGAAAUGAAAGCAGUCUCUCUGAGUGUCCCCACAAUGGUUUUAGUAACGGUAACUGUGGACAUCAUGAGGAUGCUGGUGUCAGUUGUUCAGGUAUGAAAACAUAUUUACCAUCGAUUAUAUCAGAUUAUCUGGCCAGGAUAAGUGCUCUGGAAGAGUGGAAAUUAUGAAUGAAGGCGAAUGGGCAAAUUACUUUAAAAAAAAUAUUGCCAUUUUCUGUUUUGAUAGCUGCCCCAAUCAGAUUAUCUGGACCAAACCGGUGCUCUGGAAGAGUGGAAGUAUGGAAUGAAGGCUCAUGGGGAACCGUCUGUGAUGACAGCUGGGACAUAAAUGAUGCUUCAGUGGUUUGCAGACAGCUGGACUGCGGGACAGCAAAAAGUGCACUUACAUUGGCACCCUUUGGUGAAGGAACUGGACCCAUCUGGCUUGAUCAAGUGGCCUGUUCAGGAAGUGAAAGCAGUCUGUCUCAGUGUCCCCACAAUGGAUUUGGGAAACAUGACUGUGGCCAUCAUGAGGAUGCUGGUGUCAUUUGUAACGGUAUGGAGAGAUGUCUAAAACAAAUGCUGAAGGACAAAGGAGUCAAUGGAGAUGUGAAACUAAGCUGGAGGAAGCAGUCAGAUGGACAAAUCUUUCACAUGGAUGAGACGAAGAAAAAGAAAAAGAUCCUACCAGAACAAGAUGAGUUUUAA